This is a messenger RNA of Bipolaris maydis ATCC 48331, 1464 nucleotides long. RefSeq names its product peptidase C65 Otubain-domain-containing protein. NCBI's taxonomy places the organism in Eukaryota, Fungi, Ascomycota, Dothideomycetes, Pleosporales, Pleosporaceae. Gene Ontology annotation, cellular component: nucleus. The record is from RefSeq and is a predicted model, not a curated record. Gene Ontology annotation, biological process: protein K48-linked deubiquitination. Gene Ontology annotation, molecular function: ubiquitin binding; cysteine-type deubiquitinase activity.
AUGGCUGCGUAUCCCUCGGACGAAGAGUAUGCCCAGCUGCAGAAGCUGUCGAGCGAGUACGAGCCCGAGGCUACUGGCCCACUUGUGGGCGAGCGCCAAAGCAGCGCUGCUAUCACGACGCAGUAUGCCACUGCAGAUCCGGUUUACCAAGUCAAGACGGCUGCCCUGCCCGCCAAAUACGCCUACUUCCGCACCUGCCGUGGCGAUGGCCAUUGUGGAUGGCGGGCAAUCGCCUUCACCUACUUUGAGGCUCUGUUGAGCGUGGGCGAUGUCAACAAAUUUGCCGAAGAAGAGGCCCGUCUGAAUUCACUCGGCAACCUGCUCGAUCACAUUGGCUAUUCGCGUGACAUUUGGAUCGACUUUGCUGAGGAGGCAUUUGAGCUCCUCCACAAGCUGGCCAACUCGCUGCGCAACAUGGAUGGCCAGGCCUCCGACAUCCUGCUCCGCACCUUCAACGACAUGGGCGAGUCCAUGGCAAUCAUCACCUAUGUCAAGCUCCUGGCCAGCGCCUGGGUGCAGACGCAUGCCGAUGACUUUGUCCAUUUCAUUGACAACGGGGAUGUCCGAGGAUACUGUGCCAACAACAUCGAGCCCACACAGUGUGAAGCCGACAAUGUCGGCAUUGCCGCUCUCGCCGAAGCCCUAGUCAAGCCGGCAGGUUUCGGCAUCGAGGUGUGGUAUCUGGACCGCUCGCCCGGAGAAGAGAUCAACCGUAGCUUCUAUUCGGAGCCGACAGACGCACACCAUCGUCCAAUCUCCGGUGCUCCCAUGUUGAGGCUGCUCUACAGGCCCGGCCACUACGAUAUCCUGUACAAAGCUGGGGACGUGCCUCAGGCCCAGCAUCCGCCCGUGCCCCAGCAGCAACCACUCCAGGUUGCCCUGGCUAACUACACCGACGAAUUCAUACCGACCGCAACAAACGUCGGCGAUGUCAUGAACAUGAUCCCGGGAGUAUACCCCUCUGGUCUCGGCAUAGGUCAGCGGUGGACUUCAUUGUCAUACGACUUCAGUCCUAGCCCCGCUUCUCACUCGCAGAUUACACCUGUGCAACCCUAUGCUCCAACAACAGCGCCGAUGUCUCCGGUCAGCUCCUCACAUUUGGACUUUGUUGCACCGAUCCACACCAGUAAUGCGAGUCAGUACAACCCAGCGAGCCAUCACAACAUCAAUCUCGAACAACCUCCUGUGACACUCCCCAUACAUCCUCCCCCACCUCCUGUCAGUAUCGAUAGAGCAGCCCCUGUAGGUGUUGAACGAGGUGGCCCUUUCAGGCCAUCCAUGUAUGAACUGGAACCUGGGUUCGGAUCUUCAAUGCAGGUGCAGCCGUUCCAGACAUCCAUCUUUCGCAAUUCUCACUUCAACACCGCGCACUUUAUGAAUCCGGACUUUGAACCCGAACAAUGGUGUCCCGACGGCGAGUACGCUACAGGUAACAAAGGCCGACACAAAUCCCAUUCUUCGUAA